AUGGAAACCUCUGCAAUCUCCAAUGCAAGCCUUGAAGCUGAGACCAUGGCACAAGGAAAGUGGCCUUGGUCUUCACACCCAAUCCAGCUCCAAGAUCCUUCUGCCUCUCCCUCAGUGCAGCUAAUUACUUAUGAAGAUCCUCAAUAUGCUUUUCCAGCUUAUCAGAGGCAGAUUUGGUCUCUUUGUAAUCUACAACCAGUGCAUCCAGCUUUGACUUCUGCUUCUGAUAGUCUACCAAGUUGGCUUCAUGCUUAG
This is a messenger RNA of Prunus armeniaca (apricot), 255 nucleotides long. The record is from the annotation of a GenBank genome assembly. Lineage: Eukaryota; Viridiplantae; Streptophyta; Magnoliopsida; Rosales; Rosaceae.